CACGCCCACGUUAUUAGGUUUCUUCUUUGUAGCUUCACCUCUCAUGACAAAGCCUUCGUAAAAUCUGCGAAACUCUCUGCAAUUCCCGGCUGUUCUCCACCGAGUCCACUCAGCCAUGUCCGUACGUUUCAAAUUCAGAAGCGCUGUGAGCUUCGACUCGGUCGACAUAGAAGGUCGGCCCUCCAUAUCAGUUCGAGAUCUCAGGUCGAAGAUCGUUCGCCACAAGAAUCUCGAUAUCUGCCAUGACUUCGAUCUCGUGUUCUCUGAUGCCGUCACCGGUCAAGAAUACGUUGAUGAAAAUUUUCAAAUUCCAAGUGGUUCAAGUAUAAUUAUUAAGAGAAUACCUGCGGGAUCAGUGCCUUCAGCAGCAAAGGCUUGCAUUGAUUCAAUUAAGCAUGUUGGGAGCAAGGACGCCAAUCUUGUUCCUAAAAUUGUGGAGAUUGAUGACUUUGAUGACUUUGGGAUUGACUUAUGUCCCGUUCCUCAGCCAUCCUUUUGUGACUCUGAUCUUGAUAUUGAUAAGAUGAAUUGCAGUGGUAGUGAGAUCAAACCAAGUACAGUACCAAGAUGCUCAAAGCCACCUGUGAUAGUAUGUCAAAAGCUUGAAUCAAGUGACCUUAGUGAGGCUAGUCCAAGAGGUUCUACUCACAAAGUUCAAGGGAAUGCUCCUCAGACAAAAUCAAAACCUAAAGUUGAAGAACAGACAAAGUUAGAAAAAGUGGCUCAUGCCAAUCCUCAAGCCAUUCAGAAUGUUGAUUUACCAUCAGAGAUGAAAUGCUCUCUUUGCAACACAUAUUUCAAGAAGGCUGUGAUGAUACCAUGCUGCCAGCAUAGCUUUUGUGAGAAAUGCAUUCAUCUAGUGCUGGUUGAGAAGGCACAAUGUCCCAAGUGCUCUUCUACAAAAUGCAGAGUAGAAGAUCUGCUGCCAAAUUUGUCCCUUAGGCAAGCAAUAGACCAUUUUCUUGAGUCUCAAAUUCUGCUGAGUGGUUCUGAUGAUGCCUUUCAUAGAUAUGCCCCAGAUGGAGAAUCUGGAAUUCAAGCAAAUGAUUUUUCUUUUGCUGGGACUAUUCUUCAAAAAGAUUUGGACUUGCCUCAUUCUCCCUCUGCCACAGGGAAGGGGUCCAAUUAUAUUAUGACGGAAUCUGCCUAUGAUUCAACAUCUAGAAAUAAUGCAUCCAUGGGUAUUGGUGGUUCUCAUAGAUUUGAUUCAGCUGCUGGUAAAUCUUUGAAGUCAGCUCCUUUGUCACAAAAGAUCAAGCAAAUAGUUGGUGAGAACGAUGAUUUCCAAGGGGAAAACAUACCUACAAAUUUGUGUAAAAGUCGUGUGCCUGAGGAAGCUGAUUCCACUCUGAAGAAGAAGAAGGAAUUGUGGGUUAAUGCAUCAGGUGGAGGCCAGAGUGUUAUUCCUAAUAAUGGUAGAAACAAAAAGGGGGACAGGGCCUGUUACACUUGUGGUUCUCCAGAUCAUUUAAUGAGAGACUGCCCCACUGCUCUCAGUCAAAAUGCUAUGCUUCAAACAGGUGCCAUGUUCCCUGGAGUUAUGCCCGGUUUAUCACCUUACUGGAAUGGGACUCCAUCACCGUACGGCAGGUCCUCUGUGAAUAUGUAUGGAAACCCAGGGAUGAUGGCCUUCAAUGCUACCAUGGUUCCGGUUACACCUUUUGCCGUUCCUGCAUAUGUUCCAUCUAUGUAUUGUGGUCUGCCUGUUAAUGGUGGAUAUAUGGGGAUGGGAGGUUUGGCACCACCAGUAGGGACCAGUGCUGAACGGCCCUUAAGCCAUCCAGAGUUUUCAGAGCUUCACGAUUGUAGAAAGAAACAGAAACUUUUAAAUCGCAAUAUGACGAGAGAUGAAGAUGAGGAUCUGAAUAAGUGGUAUCGGUACAAUGAUGCAGAAAGGUCACAUGGGCAUAAACCACAUAUAGAAAGGGAAAAGAGUAUAAGCGACUCUGAAGACAGCUCUACUCAAAGGUUAAAGAGAAAAAAUCGCCAUGACAAACGCUUUGAUGAUGACAUCCACUAUGGUGAUGAAAGACAUGAGAAGAGUUCUCGUCCCAUUGUUGGAAGAGAUAGGAAGCCAUAUCACACAGAGAGAUCAAGCUUAGAAAUAGAUGACAUGCCUUAUAGCUCCAGCUGGCAUAGCGAAGAUAGGCAUAAAAACCAUCAUGAAAGCUCAAAAAAACACAAUGACCAAAGAGGGCAGUGCAGCAACGAUUCUAGUCGCAGCCGCCAUCAUACCAAACACCAAAAAGAUGAUGAAAGAAACAUAAAAAAACAGAGUGAGAAACAUUACAGUCAUUCACAAUCUGGUUCAGAGCAAGGUUUGGCCACCCAACAAAUAAAGCAGGUAAAAGAGAGAGACUCCAGGCACGGGUUGGGACAUGAUAGGCACAAUGCAAAGUCCAUGAACAACGAUAAUGAACAUGACAGGUGGCAGAUGGCCAUUGGCUCAGACCACGACCACAGAGACGAGCAUCCUCGUCAUAAGCGGAAAAGAGUCCACUAAAACAAGCAACAGGCAUGUCUUCUGAGGAGGUAACAGUGUAUAUAAAAGUCACAUCUCGACCAUAGGUGACCCAUCUGGUAUUGUCUCUUUUCCAGUUAGGUUUUCUGUACCAAUUUGUUUGAUUACUUGUAGUCUGUUUAAUUGGUUUUUAAUCAGUUUAGAAGUGAUGGAUAUAUUAUUAGGAUGUGCAGAGUCUGUUUAAUCAUCUUUAAUCAGUUUAGAAGUGAUGGGUAUAUAAAUAUUUUUAGGAUUUGCACAAAAUUUUGGAUACAGACUUAUUCAGCUCCUAAUAUGAAUUCUGUGUUGGUUUUGUUGAUACAGAUCUAGUAGAGUGAUGGGCUUUUGGACCGUAUCAAGUGAUUGAUAUUAAUUUUUUAUUAGUUUUCCACUUAACUGACCCCUCUUCAUUUUCUAGCUUUUGAAGUCUGGAAGCUACCAAACAAUAGGGCUUGGAUGCUUUAUGCUGUGCCCACAGGCAUCUUUCCCCAGAGAUUGCUAAAGCUGGUGAAGAAGGUAUGUUUUCCCUUCUGCGUAUCUGAAUGCUUUAAAAUAAAAAUAAA
Molecule: messenger RNA, 3063 nt
Organism: Vitis vinifera (wine grape)
Lineage: Eukaryota; Viridiplantae; Streptophyta; Magnoliopsida; Vitales; Vitaceae
Product: E3 ubiquitin ligase PARAQUAT TOLERANCE 3
Exons: 15
Coding region: 116-2503 (795 amino acids)
Biological process (GO): mRNA processing; ubiquitin-dependent protein catabolic process; protein ubiquitination
Cellular component (GO): nucleus
Molecular function (GO): ubiquitin protein ligase activity; nucleic acid binding; zinc ion binding
Source: RefSeq, a predicted model, not a curated record